GCUUUCGGGUUUUGGAGUUGAAUACCUCAAUCGGUGAUAGUGAGAUUGUGAGAAGGUGAGAAAGAAAGUAUUAUCGAUCAUGGACAAGAGUAUGCUUGGAGGGGAUAUGCCUCAGCUUUCUGAGGAAGAUAAUGUCAGGAUGUCCACCAUGAUUGACCAGCUCCAAAUCCGUGACAGUUUGAGGAUGUAUAAUUCACUUGUUGAGAGAUGUUUUACUGACUGUGUCGACACCUUCAAGCACAAGUCCCUGCAGAAGCAAGAGGAAAGCUGUGUCCGGCGAUGUGCUGAGAAGUUUCUUAAGCAUUCGAUGAGAGUUGGCAUGAGAUUUGCAGAGCUGAACCAAGGUGCAGCCACACAAGAUUAAACAAAUUAUCCUCAAUAAAAAUGCGGAGGAACCAAUUUUAAUUUGUUCUUAAUUGCCAUAUAACAUACUUCAUAUCAUUUUUGAUGCCUUGUUGAAGGCUAAAUAACAUGCAUGUUUUAGUUUGUAGAUACAUGGCAGUUGCUUUUUUCAUCACUUAGAUUGAUUGUGUUCUUCAAAUUUUAAUCAAUUUUUAUACCUAUAUUAUUAUGUACUGUCAUGAAAUAUUUGGUUUGAAUUUGCUUCAAGUUAUACGUGGGACGUCUUUCAGGACUGUAAUCUCAUUUUUUGUUUUUGCAAAA
Molecule: messenger RNA, 663 nt
Organism: Cannabis sativa
Lineage: Eukaryota; Viridiplantae; Streptophyta; Magnoliopsida; Rosales; Cannabaceae
Product: mitochondrial import inner membrane translocase subunit Tim9
Exons: 2
Coding region: 80-364 (94 amino acids)
Source: RefSeq, a predicted model, not a curated record